AUGCAAGUUGCAGCAACAGGCUAUGGCAAGCCUCCUUGGAGAUUUAGAGGCAGGCAUGCAUAUCCUACAUCAAUCCUUUAUGCCUUGUACCAGCUCCAUCUUGUGAAAGCUGAAACUGCUCGAGCAUUCAUUCCAAAAGAGUUGAAAUUAGUUGAAGCUUUCGGAUACACUCUUGGUGGAUUUUUUCUUGCUAGCUAUGAAGAUAGUCCAGAUGGCGCUUUCGAUGAGCUCGUGGUUAUUGCAGGACAUGUGCAGAACCUCCAAAAGCCUUCAGCGUAA
This is a messenger RNA of Dovyalis caffra, 279 nucleotides long. NCBI's taxonomy places the organism in Eukaryota, Viridiplantae, Streptophyta, Magnoliopsida, Malpighiales, Salicaceae. The record is from the annotation of a GenBank genome assembly.